Trichechus manatus latirostris (Florida manatee) is the source of this 3315-nucleotide messenger RNA. RefSeq names its product Jun proto-oncogene, AP-1 transcription factor subunit (gene JUN). Gene Ontology annotation, cellular component: transcription regulator complex. The transcript has a single exon. Bases 1077 to 2066 code for a protein of 329 amino acids. Gene Ontology annotation, molecular function: transcription factor binding; DNA-binding transcription factor activity, RNA polymerase II-specific; RNA polymerase II cis-regulatory region sequence-specific DNA binding. Gene Ontology annotation, biological process: regulation of cell population proliferation; regulation of transcription by RNA polymerase II; regulation of cell cycle. NCBI's taxonomy places the organism in Eukaryota, Metazoa, Chordata, Mammalia, Sirenia, Trichechidae. The record is from RefSeq and is a predicted model, not a curated record.
UCCAUGGCGACGGGCGGGCCCGCCCCCCUGAGAGCGACACGAGCCAAUGGGAAGGCCUCGGGGUGACAUCAUGGGCUAUUUUUAGGGGUUGACUGGUAGCAGAUAAGUGUUGAGCUGCGGGCUGGUUAAGGGCUCAGAGUUGCACUGAGUGUGGCUGAAGCAGCGAGGCGGGCGUGGAGGCGCGCGGACUCAGACAGACAGACUCAGUCAGUCAGUAAGGCAAUAGAGUCUGAACUGCAAAUCUUAUUUUCUUUUCUAUUUUCUCACCAACUGCCCAGAGCUAGCGCCUGUGGCUUCCGGGCUGGUGUUUUGGGGAGGGCCCGGACAGCCUCUUCUCCAGUUGCCCCCGGGAGGAGAGCCCCGCUGCCCGGGCGCUGACAGCCGCGGAGAGCAGUGACUGCCCGCCAGCCAGGGGAAGUCCAGCGAGCGGCUGCAACGGCAAAGAACUUUCCCAGCCGAGAGGAGAGGGGACAAGUGGCCCCUGGGUCUCGAAGCGAACGUUUGCAAACCUUUCCUCUUCCUUAAGCUACCGCGGCGGCGGUAAAGAAGGCGGCGGGAGAGGAAAGGAGGGACGCGCGUCCAGGUUCGCUCACACCGGUUGCUGAAUUUGGGCAAGCGCGAGCUGCGGCUGCCAGGCGCCCCCUCCCCUAGCAGCGGAGGAGGGGAGAGUCGUCGGAGUCGGGGCGGCCGCUAUCCGCCGCCGGCCCGCCACUGCCGGGUCUGCACUAAGUGGCGCCGCCUGGAGAGUCGCUGUCCCCGGGAAGCGAGUUCGACCGAGGAACCGCUGCGCCCGCCGAGCGCUCAGUGAGUGACCGCGACUUUUUCAAAGAGGGGCAACGCGCGCGAGCGGACAAGGAAGGGUGCCGGAGGCAUCUUAACCCUGCGUUCCCUGGAACGAGCUGGUGGGGAGGGCGCCGGGGGGAGGACAGCCAGCGGGUGCGCGCGCUCUUAGAGAAACUUUCCUUGCCAAAGGCCGCGGGAGGCGCGGGUGUCCCUCGGUUGCCAACGCGCUGUUGCGGCCCCGAAACUUCUGCGCGCAGCCCAAACUAACCCCACGUGAAGUGACGGACUCUUCUAUGACUGCAAAGAUGGAAACGACCUUCUAUGACGAUGCCCUCAACGUCUCCUUCCUCCAGUCCGAGAGUGGCGCCUACGGCUACAGUAACCCCAAGAUCCUGAAGCAGAGCAUGACCCUGAACCUGGCCGACCCGGUGGGCAGCUUGAAGCCGCACCUCCGCGCCAAGAACUCGGACCUCCUCACCUCGCCCGACGUGGGGCUGCUCAAGCUGGCGUCGCCCGAGCUGGAGCGCCUGAUAAUCCAGUCCAGCAACGGGCACAUCACCACCACGCCGACCCCCACCCAGUUCCUGUGCCCCAAGAACGUGACAGACGAACAGGAGGGCUUCGCUGAGGGUUUCGUGCGCGCCCUGGCUGAACUACACAGCCAGAACACGUUGCCCAGCGUCACGUCCGCGGCGCAGCCGGUCAGCGGGGCGGGCAUGGUGGCCCCGGCUGUGGCUUCCGUGGCGGGCGGCAGCGGCGGCUUCAGCGCCAGCCUACACAGCGAGCCUCCGGUCUACGCCAACCUCAGCAACUUCAACCCUGGCGCGUUGAGCAGCGGCGGCGGGGCGCCCUCCUAUGGCGCCGGCGGCCUGGCCUUUCCCGCGCAGCCCCAGCAGCAGCCGCAGCCGCCACAUCACCUGCCCCAGCAGAUCGCCGUGCAGCACCCUCGGCUCCAGGCCCUGAAGGAGGAGCCGCAGACGGUCCCCGAGAUGCCCGGGGAGACGCCGCCCCUGUCCCCCAUUGACAUGGAGUCACAGGAGCGGAUCAAGGCGGAGAGGAAGCGCAUGAGGAACCGCAUCGCUGCCUCCAAGUGCCGGAAAAGGAAGCUGGAGAGGAUCGCCCGGCUGGAGGAAAAAGUGAAAACUUUGAAAGCGCAGAACUCGGAGCUGGCGUCCACGGCCAACAUGCUCAGGGAACAGGUGGCACAGCUUAAACAGAAAGUCAUGAACCACGUUAAUAGUGGGUGCCAACUCAUGCUAACGCAGCAGUUGCAAACGUUUUGAAGAGAGACUGCCGGGGGUUGAGGGGAAACGGAGACAACACAGAGACAGACUUGAGAACUUGACAAGUUGUGAGAGAGUGAAAAAAGAAGUGUCCGAGGACUAAAGCCAAGGGUAUCCAAGUUGGACUGGGUUGCGUCCUGACGGCGCCCCCAGAGUGCACGAGUGGGAAGGACUUGGCGCGCCCUCCCUUGGCGUGGAGCCAGGGAGUGACAGCCUGCGGGCUGCCCCGCUUUACGGAUGGGCUGUCCCCGCGCGAACGGAACGUUAGACUUUUCUUUAACAUUGACCAAGAACUGCAUGGACCUAACAUUCGAUCUCAUUCAGUAUUAAAAGGGGGGAGGGGGAGGGGUUACAAACUGCAAUAGAGACUGUAGAUUGCUUCUGUAGUACUCCUUAAGAACACAAAGGGGGGUGGGUGGGUGGGGUGGGGAGGUGGGAGGGAGAUUUGUGAGAGGGAAGCUGAGCCUACAGAUGAACUCCUUCUGGCCUGCCUUCGUUAACUGUGUAUGUACAUAUAUAUAUUUUUUAAUUUGAUGAAGGCUGAUUACUGUCAAUAAACAGCUUCAUGCCUUUGUAAGUUAUUUCAUGUUUGUUUGCUUGGGUGUCCUGCCCAGUGUUGUUUGUAAAUAAGAGAUUUGGAGCACUCUGAGUUUACCAUUUGUAAUAAAGUAUAUAAUUUUUUUAUGUUUUGUUUCUGAAAAUUCCAGAAAGGAUAUUUAAGAAAAUACAAUAAAAUAUUGAAAAAGUACUCCCCACCAACCUCUUUUCUGCAUUGUCUAUAGAUUAACUAAGUGGAGUUGAAAGAGUUAAGAGUGUCAAUUAAAAUCACUCUCGAUGCUUACUACCAAGCAGUAAAAACUAUUCUCUGCUGGACGUUAGAAAUUAAUGUAGCUGAUGCUAUCAUCAAGUUAUACUCGUCCCUCCGCCAACUAUCUAUAUGAAAUUGCUUACCAAGUGGUAACGUGUUUCUAGGGGCUGGGCAGAUGGAGGUUAUGGUGGAGUGGGACGGCCCACUGGGAAGUCAAAGUUUGGGAUUGUGUCAAGUGGCAUGUGCUGUGACCAUUUAUAAUGUUAAUAGAAAUUUAAUAAUAGAUGCUUCUUCUCAAAGCAGGAACUGGUAGAUUUUACAAAAGACGUAUCCUUCCAAUUUGGAAUCUUUAACAAUUCCUAGACAAAAAAAAAAAGAUGGUCUUUGCUUAUGAAUAUUUAUAACAGCAUUCUUGUCACAAUAAAUAUAUUCAAAUACCAA